GCUUGGACAGAGCUUACUCCUGAGGAAAGACUUGGGUGGGUCCCCGUGAAUCUGGAAGUUCGUCGGCCCCGAGGCAGAGCCUGAGGCUCGGAGGGGCGUCAGCCAGCUCUUCUGGGGCGCGGGCGGACCUCAGGUGUCUCACGUCCCUUGCUCAGUGUCCCGUGAGUCCCUUUGCGAAAUGAAGUCUGUUUGCCCCAGAACCAGGAAGUCAGGCCAGCAGCUGGCAGAGACGCCCGGGACGCGGCCAGCUCGCGGAGCCGUCACACGAUUGGGCCUGGAGCAAUAUCCAGCACAGAGUAGACACUCAGAAUAGAAGAUGAACAAACCCAUAACACCAUCAACAUAUGUGCGCUGCCUCAAUGUUGGACUAAUUAGAAAGCUGUCAGAUUAUAUUGAUCCUCAAGAAGGAUGGAAGAAGUUAGCUGUAGCUAUUAAAAAACCAUCUGGUGAUGAUAGAUACAAUCAGUUUCAUAUAAGGAGAUUUGAAGCAUUACUUCAAACUGGAAAAAGUCCCACUUCUGAAUUACUGUUUGACUGGGGUACUACAAAUUGUACAGUUGGUGAUCUUGUGCAUCUUUUGAUCCAAAAUGAGUUUUUUGCUCCUGCGAGUCUUUUGCUCCCAGAUGCUGUUCCCAAAACUGCCAAUACACUGCCUUCUAAAGAAGCUGUAACAGUUGAGCAGAAACAGAUGCCUUUCUAUGAAAAAGACGGGACAUUAAUGACACCUGUGAAGAAUCUUGGACAAAGCUAUAUGCCACCUGACUCUUCAAGUCCAGAAAAUAAAAGUUUAGAAGUUAGUGAUACACGUUUUCACAGUUUUUCAUUUUACGAAUUGAAGAAUGUCACAAAUAACUUUGAUGAACGACCCAUUUCUGUUGGUGGUAAUAAAAUGGGAGAGGGAGGAUUUGGAGUUGUGUAUAAAGGCUACGUGAACAACACAACUGUGGCAGUGAAGAAGCUUGCAGCAGUGGUUGACAUUACUACUGAAGAACUGAAACAGCAAUUUGAUCAAGAAAUAAAAGUAAUGGCAAAGUGUCAGCAUGAAAACUUAGUAGAACUGCUUGGUUUCUCAAGUGAUGGAGAUGACCUCUGCUUAGUAUAUGUUUACAUGCCUAACGGUUCAUUGCUAGACAGACUAUCUUGCUUGGAUGGUACUCCACCACUUUCUUGGCACAUGAGAUGUGAGAUUGCUCAGGACGCAGCUAAUGGCAUCAAUUUUCUACAUGAAAAUCAUCAUAUUCAUAGAGAUAUUAAAAGUGCAAAUAUCUUACUAGAUGAAGCCUUCACUGCCAAAAUAUCUGACUUUGGCCUUGCACGGGCUUCUGAGAAGUUUGCCCAGACAGUCAUGACUAGCAGAAUUGUGGGAACAACAGCUUAUAUGGCACCUGAAGCUUUGCGAGGAGAAAUAACACCCAAAUCUGACAUUUAUAGCUUUGGUGUGGUUUUACUAGAAAUAAUAACUGGACUUCCAGCUGUGGAUGAACACCGUGAACCUCAGUUAUUGCUAGAUAUUAAAGAAGAAAUUGAAGAUGAAGAAAAGACAAUUGAAGAUUAUAUUGAUAAAAAGAUGAAUGAUGCUGAUUCCGCUUCAGUUGAAGCUAUGUACUCUGUUGCUAGUCAAUGUCUUCAUGAAAAGAAAAAUAAGAGACCGGACAUUAAGAAGGUUCAACAGCUGCUGCAAGAGAUGACAGCUUCUUAAAACUUCAUGGGGCUCGACUCUUGACUUUUUAUAUACACCUGUCUCAACCAUUUUUUCAACUAAUUUUUUUCCUAAAUAUUCUUCUUUAACAAGGCAGCCUAGUGCAGGGCAGUAGUUAUUAAAGCAUAGGUUGAACGUCCAACAUACAAAAAUAGAGCCAUCAUAUCAACACUUAGCCCUACCCAUUAGUAUCACCCUCAGUUCUUAGAGUAAUCCCUGCAACAUCUCUUUCAAGCAUCACCAAACUCAGUUUGAAAAUUACAGGGCUAGCAAAAAGAGCCAUGGCUGUAUGUAGGGUGGAAACACUCUUAUUUAAAGCCCAACUGACUCCACUACUAAUUUGCUGUAAAGCUUUGGACACACACUUAGCUGCUAUGAGCCGCUAAUAACAUUGGGCUAAUAUCUACUGUGCUUCUCUGACAGAUAGUCAUGAAAAUCAAAUGAUGCAGAAUAUAUACAAGUACUUUGUAAAUUGUAAAAUGAUAUAAAAUUUAAAGUUUAUGGAGUCAUGUAUAAAAUCCUAUUACGCAUAUUUUUAUAGAUUGUGUUUACAGCAAUCAUUUACCACAAGUCAAAUAUCCCUUGAUGAUACUGCCAUAAUGAAAUAUCCAUUAUUAGAUUAUGUUACAUGACAAAGUUGAUGGAAUUUUGCAGAUGCAGUUAGAGUUCCUAAACUCCCUUUGAGACUAUUGAAAGGGCCUGAUCUAAUCAGGUGAACUCUUGCAAGAAGGAUUCUCCUUGUAAGUCUUGAAGAAGUAAGUACCAUGUUGUGAGAGGGGUACAUUGGCUAAAACCUAAAGGUAGCCUCUAGGAGAUGAGAGCUACCUUCCAGUUAUGAGCAAGCAGGGAAAAAAAAAAAAAAAAAUGGAACCUCACUUGCAACCACAAGUAAUUGAAUUCUUCCAACAAUCUUUGAGUGAGCUUAGAAGAGUUCUCUGAACCUCAGAUGAUACCACAGCCGAGGCUGAUGCCUAGAGUUCAGCUUUGUGUGAUCUUCAGUAUGAGAACCUAUCUAUGCUGUGCUGGACUUCUAAUAUAUAAAACUGAGAUAAUGGGUCACAUUGGCUGGAUGUGGUGGCUCACAGCUGUAAAUCCCAGCACUUUGGGAGGCUGAGGCGGCCAGAUCACUUAAUGUUAGGAAUUCAAGACCAGCCUGACCAACAUGGUGAAAUCCUGUCUCUACUAAAAAUACAAAAAUUAAUUGGGCAUGGUGAUGCAUGCCUAUAGUCCCAGCUACUUGGGUGGCUGAUGCAGGAGAAUUGCUGGAACCAGAGGCAGAGGUUGCAGUGAGCUGAGAUUGCACCACUGUAUUCCAGCCUGGGUGACACAGCAAGACUCUGUCUCAAAUAAAUAAGUUGCAUUAAGCCUUUAAA
Messenger RNA from Saimiri boliviensis boliviensis (Bolivian squirrel monkey), 3072 nucleotides. The record is from RefSeq and is a predicted model, not a curated record. NCBI's taxonomy places the organism in Eukaryota, Metazoa, Chordata, Mammalia, Primates, Cebidae.